CGUGAGCCUCUCUCAAACCCAAGCCUCUCCUUCAGUCAGUGCUCAGUCUGAAAAUAUGCCCAACCACGUAGCUGCCGGGAAAACCUCUAUGGAAACAGCUGUUGAUAAACACAGGGGCAUUUCCCAGCGACAGUGUCAUGGUACCUCUGGACUUGGUGAGGUUAGCUCGGGUUUCUUUACAAAUAGGGCGUCUAUAUCAGAAGACAGAAAGAGCUCCACAAGCUCCACAGAUCUGUUCCCCACCCCAGCUUCAUCCAGAGAGUCCAUUCUCUCAGACGGCUCAGACAAAGAGAAGUACUGGUCAGCUGUGCAGCUCUCCUCUGUGACCUCUCCUGCCUCUUUCAGCCGCACUGUUUCUCCCUGCUCAUCUGUCCUCUCUGGCAUCUUCUCCCCUACUGUCGUCCAGAUAAAGAGGCAUAUUCUCGCUCCUGGCUCUAGUCUGGUUCAGACCCCUCAAACCUGUUUCUCAUCAUGCGAGAGCCUGUCCUCCUCUGUCUGUCCCCAGUCCCCCCCUCCCCGGCACCGGCCUCCCCUCACCCGACUGUCCCUCCUCACUGCUAUCCUCAGAAAAGGCCGUCUUCCUGUUCUUUCCUCUGCGCUGCAGAGGCCUUACACCCCCUGCUGGCCUGUCAACCCCGUGACCCUGUCCUUCUGUAACGCGUGCUCAGCAGCCUCCAGCGUUGCCUCCAUUCCCCUGGAGUUUUCUUCUCGGUUCUCCUCAUCAGCGUCUAUAGGUAGUCAGCGCCACGCUCACAGGGAGCCUAAUAGAUGCAUCACUGCUCCACCACCUAUUCAGUCAAAUGAGCUCAGCGGAGCAUGCACUCAAACUCAAACUCAAGAGAAAAGAUGCUCAGAGCAAAUUCGUUCGAGCAGUGCGCCUAGAUGGGAGCAGGUUAUUUCACCACCACCUGGGAGGAGCAGCACACUACCCCGAGCACCACUGCCUCUGUUUUGCUCAAACUUCAAAUCUGUUUCUCCACUAAAGCAUCAAGAAAUAGACUAUGGGACUUCCAAAAAACUGCAACGCACACACCCCUCCAUUUCUAAGCCCCCUGAGCUGAAGCCCAGCAACACUCACAUGUACCUCAAGAGCCACGAGGAUAAUAAACUCAUCUCCCCGUCCCCCAAACUUAUUAAUGAGCAAGAGACCUCUGCGCCCCGGAAUUUGAGUCGCCUGCCAAAUUCAUCCCUCUCAAGGCUUCACUGGCUUUCUCAACAGCUGAGAUCUGCGCCUGUCAGCCCUCCUCGGCUUCAGCCUUCUCAGUCACGCUCACCCGGUGUCACACACGCACACAUCGCAUCACCUCUCCCUCCUUUACAAAACACCACGGGAAGAUGUGAGUCAGAGAGUAGCUGCCCUGAUUCCCAAAGUGCCACAUCAUCUGAAGGUUAUCACAGAGCUUACGGCCUGUCUCCUUCCCGCUACACACACAUGGUUUCCCCCGCGUGGCCGUCACCCACCAGCUCCCCCACACCUACGCCCUCUCCUGCUCCACCAAUCAGAGACCUCACCCCUUCCCCUUCUCGCUCCCUGCGCUCCACGCCCUCCCCAAGGCCGGGGAGUGGAAUAUCAGACUGCAGCGACAGGGAGGGUAAAAAAAGAAAGACACACAAGAUUAAGUUAAGCUACAAAUCGCUUGCUGCAAUUCCCACAAACACCCUUCUGUUGGAUCAGCAGACCAUAGAUGAGCAGGUAGAGAGAGACGAGAAUCCGUGUGACAGGUUGGACAGAGAUGUUGACACCCACACUGAGAUGUGCUCACCGGCUCAGCUGCGGCAACAGUCAGAGGAACUUUAUGCAGUUAUUGAUGAGCUAUUGGCAAAUUCUAUUCCAGCAUGCAAAACAUCACGGUCGCUGCAGCCCUCCAGGUCAUCGACUCCCAACGCUGGUGCGCAGCAAAAUAACUCAUCACUUCCAAAAUCCUUGGGGCGUGAAACCAAAUAUGCAUCUUUAAGCAGCUUGCACCCAUCUACUGGCAUGAAAAGAAACCUUAUCAGCCCCAAAAAGACGAAGCCUGGGGUUAUUCGCCCAAUGACGGCCAUUCCAAGACUGACAGUGGAGGAGGAAGAAUUUCAUCCAAACCCCUUCAGGCUGUUUGCUGUCAAGCAGACCUUAACUGACAACAAAAAGGUGGAAAAUAUGAGUCUUGAAGAUGCAGGAAAAGAUCUUCACACAAGCUCUAAAGGUCAAACGUUGAAAGAGGAGAGGAAGCCUGAAAGAAGAACUCCAUUCUCGAUGUGUGACCUGCACAUUAUAGAGCCUGAAGACCAGAUCAGUCACCCUGUGAAAGAUGCUUCGACAUCUUUCAAUCCAGCGGAGAGCUGCACCCCCAGAAUUUGUCCAUAGCGGUGGCCAGGCGGGGCACUGGAAAUCUUGGGGUGGCACACCAAAACCAAAAGCCAUUACUUGAUUUCACACUAUUCUAUUGUUGUUUUUGAAAACUGUGUCAAUAUGAGAGUCAAGGAAUUCCAUACUGAUAUACUUUAUACUCUAAUAACUUGUAAUAUUACAAUUAAUGUCCCUAAUUAUCUGAUGUGCAUAGACUAAUACCAGUGCAGUUAACAUUUUGAGUUCCACAACAAUCCUGAUUUAAUGUGUUAUGUAUCUGUAUUCAUGUGUUUUUUCAAAUACACUACUUGUCCGUUUCUUUAAAAAGACAAAUAUACAGCUU
Messenger RNA from Micropterus dolomieu (smallmouth bass), 2672 nucleotides. Its product is annotated as muscular LMNA-interacting protein. The record is from RefSeq and is a predicted model, not a curated record. Gene Ontology annotation, cellular component: sarcolemma; nuclear envelope; PML body. Gene Ontology annotation, molecular function: transcription corepressor activity; lamin binding. Gene Ontology annotation, biological process: negative regulation of transcription by RNA polymerase II. The coding region runs from base 56 to 2347 and encodes 763 amino acids. Lineage: Eukaryota; Metazoa; Chordata; Actinopteri; Centrarchiformes; Centrarchidae. The transcript is spliced from 10 exons.